AUGGCCUGCCAACAACCCGUCGUGGCGCCGGACAGCACCACCGUCGACCCGGGCCACAGCCUCGUCAAGUUCCUCUCCCGAGCCUCGAAUCGCCAUGACACAUCCGCCGCCGAGCAAGGCAUCUCUGCCUCCAACAACACCAGCAUCGGCCUCACCGACGUCGAGAUUGAGCGUCUCGGCCGCGCACGCCCGGCAUGCUUCGCCACCUGGUGGGCCGAGAUCGCCUUCGUCAUCACCGUCGUCUCGUCCAUGGUCAUGAGCGAGUACUGGAUCUCAGGCUUCAACAUCAUCCUGCCGCCCGUAUCGCGUGACCUGGGCAUGGCCGACGCCGAGCGCACCUGGCCCGCGUCGGUCGUCAACCUGACCACCGCCUCGCUGCUGCUCGUCUUUGCGCGCCUCGCCGACAUGCACGGCGGCCGCACCGUCUUCCUCGCCGGCCACGCCUGGAUGUGCGCGUGGUGCAUCAUCGCCGGGUUCAGCAAGAACGGCACCAUGCUCAUCGUCUGCCGCGCCAUGCAGGGCGUCGGCGCCGCUGCCUUUGUCCCCGCCGGCCUGGCACUGCUCGGACAGACCUACCGGCCCGGCCCGCGCAAGAAUCUCGUCUUCGCCGUCUGGGGCGCCCUCGCCUGCGUCGGCUUCUACGUCGGCAUCUUCAUGGGCGCCGUCACCGCGCAGUUCCUCACCUGGCGCUGGUUCUUCUGGAUCGGCGCCAUGCUCGUCGCAUGUAUCGUCGCCGCCGGCUUCCUCAGCAUCCCGCGCGACCUGCACGCGCUCGACCCGACUAUCAAGAUGGACUGGCUCGGCGCCGCCACCAUCGUCCCCGGCCUGACCCUCGUCGUCUUCGCCCUGACCGACGGCGGGCAGGCCCCGCAAGGGUGGAAGACGCCGUACAUCUACGUGCUGCUCGUCGUCGGCCUGCUCUUCCUCGCCGCCGCCGUGUACGUGCAGGGCUGGGUCUCGGCGCAGCCGCUGCUGCCGGCGGACCUGUUCCGCCCCAAGUACAUGAAGCGCCUCUGUGUGGUGCUCUUUUGCGCCUACGGCACUUUUGGUCUCUUUCUCUUCUACAUCUCCUUCUAUAUUGAGACGGUGCUGCACAUGAGCCCGAUCCUCACCGCCGCCUGGUUCACGCCCCUCGCCGUCGGCGGCAUGGUGCUUGCCGUCACCGGUGGCUUCAUCAUGCACCUGCUGCCGAACCGCAUCCUCCUCCUCAUCUCCACCGUCGGCUUCCUCGUCAGCGUGCUACUCCCGCCCCUCAUCCCCGACCAGACCGGCCCCUCGUCCAUGUCCACCGCGAAGCUCUACUGGGCGUACAUCUUCCCGGCCAUGCUGUGCGGCACCAUCGGCGUGGACAUCAUGUUCAACGUGACCAACGUCUUCAUCACCACCGCCAUGCCGCACCGCCACCAGAACGCGGCCUCGGGCCUCAUCAACAGCCUGCUCUACCUCGGCCAGGCAUUCUGGCUCGGCAUCGCGGAGCUCGCCGUCUCCGCGUCGGUGCAGACGCAGGGUGCGGAGAAGUUGGGCCUGCGCGCGCAGUACCAGAUCGGCUUCUGGCUGGGCGUCGGGCUGUCGGCGCUGGCCCUGCUGCUGACGGCCACGGUGCGCAUCGGGUCCGCGUCGGCGGCGCUGACGGCGGACGAGAAGGCGGCGCUGAGCGAGGCGGAGACGCAGGAGAAGCCGUAG
Messenger RNA from Cordyceps fumosorosea ARSEF 2679, 1683 nucleotides. Its product is annotated as membrane transporter. The transcript has a single exon. The record is from RefSeq and is a predicted model, not a curated record. Gene Ontology annotation, cellular component: membrane. The coding region runs from base 1 to 1683 and encodes 560 amino acids. Gene Ontology annotation, molecular function: transmembrane transporter activity. NCBI's taxonomy places the organism in Eukaryota, Fungi, Ascomycota, Sordariomycetes, Hypocreales, Cordycipitaceae. Gene Ontology annotation, biological process: transmembrane transport.